AUGAGUAAACCCACGACAGAAUCGAAUUGCGGCCAGGAACGAGUCUGUGAGGAGGAAUUUCAAAGCGAGAGCGAGAGCGAGCGACCGUUAGAAAAGAAGCUCUCAACUGCGAAGGCCCGCUGCUCUCUGGACCAGAGAUUUCGAUACAGUACUAAUACUUCAUCCAAAUCUGAUCCAGAGCCUAGUAUAAAAGCUUCUAUAAAGGUAGGGACAACUAUAUUCGACCUUCAUCUCAGUACUUCUAAUUCACAUAGAACGAUUGAAAUAUAUGCUUGUUUCUAA
This is a messenger RNA of Danaus chrysippus (African queen), 282 nucleotides long. The record is from the annotation of a GenBank genome assembly. NCBI's taxonomy places the organism in Eukaryota, Metazoa, Arthropoda, Insecta, Lepidoptera, Nymphalidae.